Molecule: messenger RNA, 927 nt
Organism: Gongylonema pulchrum
Lineage: Eukaryota; Metazoa; Nematoda; Chromadorea; Rhabditida; Gongylonematidae
Source: the annotation of a GenBank genome assembly
AUGGAGAAUUUUUUUGUGUGCUACGAAUGUGGUGCAACACGCCGUAGUCGAGGCGAAUUCGAUGAGCACGUUUUCAUGCAUCAGGCCGUGUCCAUCUGUUAUCAGCUGUACGAGUACGAAAAAAACGCAUCUUCUGAAAAGGGCAAACAGGGAAGCCAGCAGAGUGGAAGUACUGAAAAGAGAUCGAAACAAGGCAAGCAGCAGCAGCAACAGAAAGUCACAGAGUUACCGCAAAAGAGUGCUCGCAAAACAGCAGCAACACCGAAACGAAAAUUACCAGAUUCACUUUCAACCUCUGAAACUUCCUCUCUCUGCUCUGCUGUAUCUUCGCCAGCUUCUGCCACAAAACAGAAGAAAUCUCAAAAGGAGGCGAGGAAUGCGAAAGCGUCCAGUAGCAGCAAAAAUACGGCUCAGGAAAAUACGGCUUCAGAUGGAACUAAUAAAUCACCGGUCGGCUUUCACGCUGAGCCAGGAAGUUCCGGACAAGUCACGCAAGGAUCAAAAUCUGACCGAUUUGGGAAGGCACUGACGCCGCUGACCUCUCAACUAACUGUACAACCGUCCUCGACUGCCAAAGCCGAACCAGGCCUGAAGAAGAAAAAGAAACAAAAGCAAGAGCCGCAAAAAUCGGUCGAACCAUCAGGAAAUACAGUGGUAGCGUGCGGGGAUGCACAGUCUGCCACAGUUGCACAUCCUGACGCAGUAGCAGGAACCAAGGGUGUUGCAACCGCAACUUCGACAAACAUCCCUGAAGCAGCAAAGACUUCGGCGACCAACAAAGUAACAAAUGCGCCAGUAGCAGCAACAACGUCAGGAUUUAAAUUUGCGCAGCCUGGAAAAUCAGCAGAUUCGCAGCCUAAAACAAUUUCAACAGCCACUACGUCAGCGACACCUACGAUGCCCGCGGCAGCAGCAGCAGCAGCAGCG